This is a messenger RNA of Trypanosoma cruzi, 396 nucleotides long. RefSeq lists its product as uncharacterized. The record is from RefSeq and is a predicted model, not a curated record. Lineage: Eukaryota; Euglenozoa; Kinetoplastea; Trypanosomatida; Trypanosomatidae. The transcript has a single exon. The coding region runs from base 1 to 396 and encodes 131 amino acids.
AUGUUGGCCGCUCUGUUGCCGUCCGUCGUGUUGUUUGUGCUGGCGCUUGUGGCGUUUUCUGGCGCGGUGACUAUUGUGCACGGAGGUUUUAUUCGGCUGGCCAUUGGGGCGCUAAUCGUGGCACUGUUGAUAUCCAUUAUUUUUUCGUCGUGUGCUGUUCUGCUGCUGGAGGCGUCGAGUAGUUUUCCCACGGAUGUGGUUCCUGUGAUAUUUUUGCGCGGCGCACUGGGGGCCAUUGCGCAGCCGACAAUAGCGGGUAUUGUUUUGCUUGCCAUGCUGGUUGUUCUUGCAAUGAGCACCUCCCGCGUGUGUGGGCUGGUGGAGGAAAUUCAAAUUCUGCUGGAUGCACACAAGGCAGUGGCAGAAGCGGAAGUAAUUUCGUCUACGAAGAGGUAA